CGCAAACAGGCUGCAUAUUUCAAGUGAUUUCCCUUUGCGGCACGCAUUCCAAGCAAACGGACAGCUUCUCGGUGCUGGAUGGAGCAUAGUGCGGCUCGAGACGGCUGAUUGAUAAGAUUAGAUGCAAAUUCUCGCUGGCUUGGCGUAACCACUCGGCAACUCGGAAACCAUUCGCUGCUCCCGAUGUCGCCGUGUAGACUCGGGCGUACGGGCUGUCUGAGGUGAAGGCGUCAAGGACGAUGGGUGAUGUGUCGAGUGACGGAGGCUGGUGCUGACAGUGCCGAGGGGCUGCAUGUGUGAGAUUGCAGGCGGCUGGCCCGUCGGUGCGUCGAGGCAGUACUUAGUAGACGCUGCACCCAGCAACAUCGAGCAGCCAUGGCCUACUCUUACUUUGGCGGGCCGCACAGCAUUGAACCCGCGACAGACGCCGGCGUGUAUGCAGACAAGGCAGCAGCCCACACGCCCAUGGCCGUUGGCAGCGUAGACUCGGGGCUCGGCGCGGACCUCGACGAUGGCCAGCCACACCAGACGCGGAGCAGCAGCGAGGAGAAGGACAGCCUGACGCCUGCCCAGAGCAGGCGCAAGGCACAGAACAGGGCAGCCCAGCGCGCGUUCCGUGAGCGCAAAGAGCGCCACGUCAAGGAGCUCGAGACGAAGCUCUCCGCCCUCGAGUCCAGCGCCCACUCGCUCCAGUCCGACAACGAGCGCCUCAAGGCCGCCCUCGACCGCGCCCGCACCGAAAACGACAUCUUGCGCGCCACUAGCCGUCACUCCCCCUCGGGCUCGCGCCCCAUCUCCGCCACGUACCCCUCGCCAGGCGCCUAUCUGCCUCUCGACGACGACGACGACGACGAAGAAGAAGAAGAAGAAACAGGCGCGGGCUACAGGGUGGAAUCCCUGACCAACGCCACCGUGGUGAACACGGCCGCGAAAGAGCAUUCACGCACCCGCGCCAGGGGGAAAGAGGUCCCGGCUGCCCAGGCCUGGGACCUCAUACAGCAACAUCCGCUCGUCAAGCAGGGUCUGGUCGACGUGGCCGAUGUGUGUGAGCGGCUGAAAGGCUCGGCCAAGUGUGACGGCCACGGCCCCGUCUUUGAAGAGAGCACCAUCUGGCGAGCAGUCGAUGAGUCGCGGCGUUGCGGCGGCGAUGAGCUCAUAUGAUUGCUGCCUCCAUACUCCUUGUGUCUUUUACUAUUCUUUUAGGCUACCCCGCUGGCUUUGCGUUUUGGGCGUUGGGCGCUC
Messenger RNA from Alternaria rosae, 1242 nucleotides. RefSeq lists its product as uncharacterized. Gene Ontology annotation, cellular component: RNA polymerase II transcription regulator complex. The record is from RefSeq and is a predicted model, not a curated record. Lineage: Eukaryota; Fungi; Ascomycota; Dothideomycetes; Pleosporales; Pleosporaceae. Bases 376 to 1161 code for a protein of 261 amino acids. The transcript has 3 exons. Gene Ontology annotation, molecular function: DNA-binding transcription activator activity, RNA polymerase II-specific; transcription cis-regulatory region binding.